Molecule: messenger RNA, 1519 nt
Organism: Lathyrus oleraceus (garden pea)
Lineage: Eukaryota; Viridiplantae; Streptophyta; Magnoliopsida; Fabales; Fabaceae
Product: isocitrate dehydrogenase [NAD] regulatory subunit 1, mitochondrial
Exons: 4
Coding region: 106-1224 (372 amino acids)
Biological process (GO): isocitrate metabolic process; tricarboxylic acid cycle
Cellular component (GO): mitochondrion
Molecular function (GO): isocitrate dehydrogenase (NAD+) activity
Source: RefSeq, a predicted model, not a curated record
ACUUUUCCAUUUUAUUCUUCUCUCUCGUUGUUCUUCCAUGGUGGCUUCAAACAUCACACACUAAACCAAAUCUACAAAAACACUUUCAAUUCGAAACCCUAACCGAUGUCACAAAUGGCAAGAAGAUCCACACAACUCCUCAAACACCUCAUAUCAACCCGAUCCCAAUCGGAUUCACUCGGUUCAAAGCGAUGGGUAACCUACAUGCACCGUCCCGGCGACGGCACACCGCGUCCCGUAACAAUGAUCCCCGGCGACGGGAUCGGACCACUUGUAACCGGCGCCGUUGAACAAGUGAUGGAAGCGAUGCACGCGCCUGUUUACUUUGAGAAAUUUGAUGUACACGGUGAUAUGAAAGCUGUUCCCACGGAGGUUCUUGAAUCGAUCCGUAAGAAUAAGGUUUGUCUUAAAGGUGGAUUGGUUACUCCUAUGGGUGGUGGUGUUAGUUCGCUUAAUGUUCAGCUUAGGAAGGAGCUUGAUCUGUAUGCUUCGCUGGUUAAUUGUUUUAAUCUUCCUGGAUUGCCUACGAGACAUGAUAAUGUUGAUAUCGUCGUCAUUAGGGAGAAUACUGAAGGGGAGUAUGCUGGUCUUGAACAUGAGGUUGUUCCCGGAGUCGUCGAAAGCCUUAAGGUGAUUACAAAGUUCUGUUCUGAGCGUAUUGCUAAAUAUGCAUUCGAGUAUGCUUACCUCAAUAACAGAAAGAAAGUGACUGCUGUCCACAAAGCAAAUAUAAUGAAGCUUGCAGAUGGUUUGUUCUUGGAAUCCUGUAGAGAGGUUGCCACCAAGUAUCCAGGAAUUAAAUACAAUGAAAUUAUUGUCGACAAUUGCUGCAUGCAGCUUGUUUCGAAGCCUGAGCAGUUUGAUGUCAUGGUUACCCCAAAUCUGUAUGGAAAUCUUGUUGCAAAUACUGCCGCAGGCAUUGCUGGAGGCACUGGAGUCAUGCCAGGAGGUAAUGUCGGGGCUGAACACGCCGUGUUUGAGCAGGGUGCUUCAGCAGGAAAUGUUGGUAAUGAUAAAAUAGCGGCACAAAAAACAGCCAACCCCGUGGCACUUCUUCUCUCAUCAGCUAUGAUGCUUAGGCAUCUCCAAUUUCCUGCAUUUGCUGACCGUUUGGAAACUGCUGUUGAAAAAGUCAUUCUAGAGGGCAAGUAUCGGACAAAAGAUCUUGGAGGGACAAGCACCACCCAAGAAGUUGUCGAUGCAGUAAUAGACGCCUUAGAUUGAUUAAUUUAGUUGCUGAUUUCUCGAUUGCAAGUCACCUUCGUAUAAUCUUUUCUAGUUAAUUUUAUCAACAUUGUUGUGCAUCCAUCAAAUUGGAAAUAGCAAUUUUUUUGUCGUGAAUAAUGUUUAUGCAACACAGAAAAUGAUGUAUUAUUUUUUCACCCAAAGAACAAAGAGAGUGAUAAGUGGUUUUCACUUUUAUUUAAUGAUUUGAUUAAUGUUUAUGCAACACAGAAAAUGAUGUAUUACUUUCUUUCCUGAAGAACAAAUAGAGAGUGAUAAGUGGUUCAGACUUCUA